Clupea harengus (Atlantic herring) is the source of this 2564-nucleotide messenger RNA. RefSeq names its product regulator of G protein signaling 9 binding protein. The record is from RefSeq and is a predicted model, not a curated record. NCBI's taxonomy places the organism in Eukaryota, Metazoa, Chordata, Actinopteri, Clupeiformes, Clupeidae.
GUGUUUAUCUCGGUCCUCCUGCUGUCAUCGGAAGCAAACGUGCGCAGCUGAGGGCUUUUACCCCGUGGCUGCGCGUGCAUGUAACCAUCCAAAGCCUUUGGUGGUAUUUAAUCUUCGACUGCGAGAGAGACGGCGGACAGCUCCCGUGCUGAAAAUAACCUAUAAACGAAGCUGUCACUAUAUCGUCUGAAUCCAUCUGUGGAGUGCGGAGCGGAGCACAACGAUACACCGUAUUUACUCCGUCUUUGAUUCAUUGCUGUUGUCUGCCAGCAAAUUCACAUAGGCUGCAGUCCGUUUGAGGCUGCAAGAAAAAAGGGUGCGUAACACCUGUUAGAGACUCAAAACAACUAUUGGCUAUAGACUAGUUGGACGGAUUUCCGCGUGAAGAAGAGAGUGACGAGUUUGAGAGUGGGGAGUUGCUAUUUGCUGGCCCCACGGGUGUACUGACGCUAACUAAUCUCCGAAAGCAAAAAUAAAGCCGUUUACAUAUCCGUUUAUUCCUAAGCCCGACUGCUCUCCGCCACGAACAACGGACAUGGAUGGAAAGGAAUUUACUGUGACGAGAGCGCUGAGUGGAUUUGUGUGGCUGUGCUGCUCCCUUGGAAAUUAGAACCUUAUAAGUACAUCUUUGUGAGACACUACAGGAUUCAUAUUUUUGUUUUCAAAUCCAACUUUGACCUUUCUUUUGUGCAAUUUGGAAUUAUUAAACAGGAGGUGAUUACUUUUGAAAAUGGGGAAAGAGGAGUGCAAAACCAUGUUGGAUGCUCUGAACAAAGUGACCGCUUGUUAUAGGCAUCUGGUCAUAGCUCUAGGUAGCACUUCAGAUUCCCAGAAUCUACGUGAAGAGCUGAAAAAGACCCGCAAAAAGGCACAGGAGUUGGCUGUAGCCAAUAGGACUAAACUAACCACUCUUCUGAAGGAUAAGAGCAUCAGCAAGGACGACCGAGUCGAAUACGAGCGGCUAUGGGUGCUCUUCUCCAGCAGCAUGGAGCUCUUGGAAGUAGACAUGAAAAGGUCUCUUGAACUCGGCCAGGAUUUCCCGCUAAAGGUGCCCACUCGGCACCUGAUCCAGACGGGAAUGACUGGAGCUACAACCACUGUGGCCGCUCGGGCCAUGAGCGUACAGAACAUGAAGUACGACGCCGACGCUAACAUCGACACAGCGGACUUGAAAGACCUGGAGACCGAGAUCGUGCAGGUCGGGCAGAUGAGAGAGGAGAUGGAGAUGAAGGUUCAGGUAGCGCCGUGGGCUGUAGAGGCGAAGCAGGAAGCGGGUGCAGAGCUGAAAUCCACAGUCAGUGUUGGCAAUUCCUCAGUCGGCGUUAUAUCUAUCUGCGAGGAAGAGCCAAAGGAUGGAGAGGAGGGCGAGUCUGGCAUCAUGAAAAUCUUUGCCGGAAUCAUUUUUGCUGUCGUUUUACUCAUCGCUGGUAUUUUAGGAUACCUAGUGAUUAACCUUUCGUGAACUACACGAAAGAUGUAGUAGCAUUCAGAGUGUUAUUCUUUUGAGCGAACACUGGACAAUCUACUGAUGUGCCCCAGAGAUACCAUGACUAUGUCGAGCAAAGGUAAAAGCAUCUCAGUAAUAGUGUUUACCCAUGCACAACAGGGAAAAGAGAUACGUGUCUGCCAGUUCGACUGUGGUGGCCCAUUGCUAGUUAAAUGUAGAGGUGUGAGUGGAUUUGUUUGCUAAUAUGAGAAUAGAUGAAAACAGUAACGUUAAUGCUGUUCAGCAGUCCCUCGGCGUAAAAGAAGUAGGCUAGCCCAUCUGACACAAAGAUGGGCAAUACACCAGUGUUAAUGGUUUGGACAACGUCGAUAUCGGAUGUAAUCCGAAUGGAUUAGUCAGAAGCGUGUAUGCAUUAAUGUUCAAAGUUGAAUACAUCGCCCAACAGAUAGAAUAUUCACUUUUUAGUGAAACGUGCUGUUUGGAAUGUCUCAAAGUAGAUACAGCUAGCCGGCUUAUUGGAAAACAGUACAUUAAUGGAGCUUUAUCUGUGCGCAAAGACUGAGGAGCUUUUUGAAAAAGUAUGAAAGUAUUUGUCGCCUCUCUCUAACGCCACUUUGUCCAUGCACCUUGAAUGUCAUUUUUUUUUCAAUUUGUUGGAGUAAACUGCCCAGACUAGCUUAAAUCAUAUUCCCGACGUCCUUUUAGCAUAAUAAGGUCUCAUCCAAAUUUAGUAUGUGCUCUCUUAUUCAGGAUUACAGAUUCUUAUGCUUAGUUUUAUUGGUUUCUGGUUUUAUUUUUCAAAAGGCCUCUCAAAUCUAUUGUACAGCUCUCUGCCAAUGAAGAUGUGUGCAGUGUCUGCUUAUAAUCACGACGGGAGUGAGCUGAUUUGUAUAUAAUUGUAUUAUUUGUUGAAAUAGUGUAUAUACAAUAAAAUAUAUUUAUUAUAUAUAAACCUGCAUACAUGUUCAGAAUUAUUCAAUAUAACACUGACAGUGUUGAUAGUAUACAUUUAAUUGCCUCUCCUCCAUAGAAGUAUUUAAUCAUGAAGGAAGGCAUGUGAUGCUUGUGUGACCGGUGUUAAUGUAAGUGUUAAGCAUUAAAGUACAUUAUUAUGCAA